UGGAUCUGCAUCAAAACCAACCUACAGAGCAUGUCUGAGGUCUGAAGAUCAGCAUCAGCAAAAACAAGGAGUGGGACACCUAUGUAUUUUCCUUUAAUAAAUAUGGGUGGGCAAAUGGUUAUGCAAGGUUAUGACUUCAAGCUGCUUUCUCCUUGCUAUUUUGUAUCUUCAUUCUUCCCUUCCUCCUAAUUCCCACAGGGUGGGUGCUAACUCUAAUUGCAGCUGGAGGAGAAAGAUACAGGGGAUUCGCUGACCUCUUCCCAAAUCUGAAGGACUGAAAUUGUGGGAAUCAAUUUGAAAGCCAUCCUGCUUACAUAUGGCAGAGAAGGUAUCUACUACAGUUAAGGACUCGGAUACAACUGAGGAUGACACCUGCCAGCACCUACAGGACACAACUCUUCUUGCCACCCACCUAAAAAAGGUGGAAAAUCACAUUACAGAUGCACGGCGCUUCUGCCAUCUUCCAAAACGGUCAUCAGUUGAUAUUGAGUUCAAAGAUUUAUCUUAUUCUGUAAGAGAAGGGCCAUGUUGGAGGAAGAGAGGUUACAAGACCCUCUUGAAAUGUUUGUCUGGCAUGUUCUGCAAUCAAGAACUUAUUGGAAUUAUGGGUCCUUCUGGUGCUGGAAAAUCCACAUUAAUGAACAUUCUGGCUGGAUACAGGGACAGUGGAAUGACUGGUGAGAUUCUGGUAAAUGGAAAACAGAGGGAACUACGAACUUUCCGGAAGAUGUCAUGUUAUAUCAUGCAGGACGAUAUGCUACUGCCGCACUUGAAUGUCAAGGAAGCCAUGAUGGUAUCUGCCAACUUGAAACUUAAUGAGAAGAUGGAUGUGAAGAGAAAACUGGUAAAUGAGAUCUUGACAGCACUGGGUCUGCUUGAGUGCUCUGGAACUCGAACAAUGUGCCUUUCUGGGGGUCAGCGAAAGCGUUUAGCUAUUGCUCUAGAACUAGUCAAUAAUCCACCAGUCAUGUUUUUUGAUGAACCUACUAGUGGUUUAGACAGCGCGUCAUGUUUCCAGGUGGUUUCACUAUUGAACUCUCUGGCUCAAGGUGGCCGCACAAUUAUCUGUACUAUACAUCAACCAAGUGCAAAACUUUUUGAAAUGUUUGACAAGCUUUUCAUUCUCAGUCAGGGACAGUGCAUAUACCAAGGGGCUGUAACUCACCUCAUUCCAUAUCUGAAGAGCCUAGGAUUACACUGCCCCACGUACCACAAUCCUGCAGAUUUCAUUAUUGAAAUAGCAUCAGGGGAGUAUGGAGACCUAAACCCAGUAUUAUUUCGGGCAGUGGAAGAUGGAAUGUGCCCCAUUAGCAGGGGAAAAAGCAAGCCAACUAUAAGAGAACUAGACCUCUGCCCUCUGCAGGAUGUCUCUUGCCACAUUGAAAGCCAUACAUUUGCCACAAGUUCAGUGAACCAGUUCUGCAUCCUUUUCAAACGCACAUUCCUCUCAAUCCUGAGAGAUACGGUCCUGACUCAUCUGCGUUUCAUGUCACACCUGUGUAUCGGGGUUCUGAUCGGGCUGCUGUACCUGAACAUUGGUGAUGAUGCAAGCAAAGUAUUCAAUAACACAGGCUUCCUCUUCUUCUCCAUGCUCUUUCUUAUGUUUGCAGCUCUUAUGCCAACUGUGUUAACCUUUCCUCUAGAGAUGUCUGUCUUUCUCAGAGAACACCUAAACUACUGGUACAGCCUAAAGGCAUAUUAUCUAGCCAAGACAAUGGCAGAUGUUCCGUUCCAGGUGGUUUGUCCAAUCACAUAUUGCAGCAUUGUAUACUGGAUGACUGGUCAGCCCUCUGAGGCUACUCGUUUCCUACUUUUUUCUGCUCUUGCUACUUCUACUGCUCUAGUUGCACAAUCAUUGGGGCUUCUAAUUGGUGCGGCUUCUAACUCCUUACAGGUUGCAACCUUUGUGGGACCAGUUACGGCAAUACCAGUGUUACUAUUCUCAGGCUUCUUUGUCAGCUUUAAAACCAUUCCAACAUAUCUGCAAUGGAGUUCAUACAUCUCGUAUGUCAGAUAUGGGUUUGAAGGAGUUAUCUUGACUAUUUAUGGCAUGGACCGUGCUGAAUUACAAUGCAAUGAAGAACCCUGCACAUUCCGAGAUCCUCAUCAUGUCUUGCAACAACUUGAUGUUGAGGAUGCAAAACUGUAUGUUGACUUUCUUGUACUAGGAGGUUUCUUUAUUGGACUCCGCCUCCUAGCAUACCUUGUGCUACGCUACCGUGUUAAAUCUGAACGGUAGAUGGCAGUGAAAAAGUUUCUUUCAGGAUAAUAAUUAAAUAUGACAUAUGGUCCAAGGAGAUACAUUUACAGUCUUCUAUGAGUUCUCCACAUUUAAAUGUGUUGUUGUUUGGUUCCCCUUCACUGUGUGUUGUUUACUUCAGUACUGUACUUCAGCCAUGCUGAGACUUGUACUAAGUAAUUAUACAUCUUAAGUUCUUUUUGCUGUGAAGAAAAGAUGUUCAAAAUGUUCCACUAAUAAGAUUGUCGUUUGAGCAUGUUUACUAUAAAGCAGGAAAGAUCCCUCAAUGCAAAAAUCAACUUCUGAAAGGGCAAAAUAUGGGAUGUAAUUUUUAUAAGUGCUAAAUAAAGCUAUGUAUUGCUCAGUAAAGAAACACCAGAACUGUCCCAUUCGUUAAAUUUCAUUGCAUGUAACACUGUGUAUCAAAUCUUUUACCUACAAAUGUAAUUUUUGGUUCUGCUUCUCUAAGUGCAGAUAAUCAGCCAGGAUAUGAUAAUUUUUUUGUUCACUUACCUAAGUUACAUUUGCCCACUUGUCCAUCAUACAUGAUAUAUAAAAUGCAUGCAGUUUAAAAAUAAAAAUUUGUUUUCAUUGUCCCUCACCACACAUAGUAUAUAAUACAACCACCUCAUAUUUGGUAUACAGUUUGUGCAACAUAUUGUAUAGCACUAUUCCAAAAGCAAUAUAAAUGGUAAUGAUAGUAAUUCAUAUUUGGAUUUCUGCAAAACAUAUAGGGGGGAAUUUAUCAUUAUUGUCUGUGGUGGACGCGUUUUACAGUCAAUAAUUUUCUACUGUGAAACUGCUGACAUGCACCAAAUUUAUGAAAUGGCACACAGUAUAUUAUAAAUUUGUCUAAGCAAUAGACAUCUAGAGGAAAUUAUCUCAGCACAGCCAAGUUUACACUAAAAGAAAAAGUGGCUCUGUAAAGUGCUGCAUUGCUGUCCCCCUAUAACGUUCUUAUUUUUCCAUAUUCGGGGCUGUAUGAGUGCCUAUUUUCCACAUCAUGAUCUGUAGUUUUUAACAGUACCUUUUUUGUGUAUAUGUGACAUUUUGUUUUUGCAUUUUUUGGACUAUGAUGUCGCAAUUUUGGACAUUAGUUUUUUUUUGUGUUUAUGCUGUUCACUUUAUGGUACCAUUUCCGCAUACAGCCAUAACAAAUGUUUAUUUGUUUAAUUGUUUUAAUUUUUUUUUCUUUUUGUAAAAUGGGAAAAGAGGGUAACUUAUUUUUAAACUCAGGGCGUGCUGGGAGUUGUAGCUGUGUACCAUAUAGAGAAAUACAUGUUAGAGUGGCAAGCACCAACCUAUGACUCUCCAGCUGUUGCAAAACUACAACUCCUAGCAUGUCCUCACUGUGAUUUUUUUUACAUCAGUACAUCCCUUUGUCAGUUCCCUACUCUAUGACUUUUGCACCAAAAUGUGUGAUUUACACAUAAACAUGCUGUUCAAAGGCAGUUUUGUAAGCCAGGUCUUGGUUGGUGCAUCUGCAAAGACAGAUUUGACUGUCAACAGGCAUUUCUCAACACGUGUGUUGAUAAUUUCCCCCCAUAGUUUCUCUUUGUAUGGUAGAUGUGCACAAAAAAAGUGUACCUCCAGUUAAACAGAUAAACAGUAAUGGUGCAAGUGUGCACAAUGAUUUUAAAGCUGAAUAUAUGCAGGUUCAGCUUCAAAAUAGCAGCAUGACUCAACAAUGAUGUGUCCUGUGGGCUGCUUAUAUCUAUGCUUAAAGGAUAACUCCGGGAUGUACAACUUAUCCCCUAUACUAAGUAUAGGGGAUAACUGUUAGAUCGCAGAAGUUCCGACCGCUGGG
Hyla sarda is the source of this 4046-nucleotide messenger RNA. RefSeq names its product ATP binding cassette subfamily G member 4 (gene ABCG4). Gene Ontology annotation, molecular function: ABC-type transporter activity; ATP hydrolysis activity; ATP binding. The record is from RefSeq and is a predicted model, not a curated record. Gene Ontology annotation, cellular component: plasma membrane. The transcript has 15 exons. Lineage: Eukaryota; Metazoa; Chordata; Amphibia; Anura; Hylidae. Bases 317 to 2239 code for a protein of 640 amino acids.